AAGGCUUGAACCGAAAGAAAAACAGUGGGAGAGAUUCACGUCUUCGGCCAUCCGGUCGCGGCCAUUCACGGCCUCCGUUGUCGGUGCUCGGACCCUCGCCUGAGAGAGAGCCGUCCCUUGAUCCCUUGCUUCCCGGAAUCCUGCCUCCUCCGGGCCGGCGCGUCGAAUUGCGCUCGGGGCGGGCGGGUCCCCGUCGAGGCCGAUCCGGCGAUCCCAACGUCGGGGCGUUUCGUCGGUGCCGUGGGGUUCGUGCCGCGGGCGCCGGCGCCGGCGAUGUUUUGGAAGGAUAGCGGCAGCCGGAGCAGCAGUGGCAGCGGCCGGGAUCAGAACGGCGUGGGGCCCUUCGGCCAAGUGCGCGUCCUCAUCGUCGGUGAUUCAGGAUGGUGUAUUGCAGUAUUGGUGUAGCUCUGCUUGAAGGUGUUGGGAAAUCUUCACUGGUGCAUCUUAUUUUAAAAGGUUCUGCUAUUGCUCGGCCAGCACAAACAGUAGGAUGCACAGUGGGCAUUAAACAUAUUACUUAUGGAAGUACAGGUGGUUCAUCCAACAAUGUCAGUGAUGCUGAAAGGAACUUCUUUGUUGAGCUUUGGGAUGUCUCAGGACAUGACCGAUACAAAGCAUGUCGGUCAAUAUUCUAUACACAAAUCAACGGGGUCAUAUUUGUUUAUGACCUUUCUCAGAGGAAGUCCAAGUCAAACUUGAGCAAAUGGGCUGUUGAAGUUGCUGAAAUGGGCACCUUCUUAGCUCCUCUCGGAUCUGGUGGACCUGGAGGACUUCCAGUGCCUUAUCUGGUAAUCGCUAAUAAAGUGGAUCUCGUGCCAAGAGAUGGUACAAGAGCAAGCAGCGGGAAUCUUGUUGAUCUUGCUCGCCAAUGGGCUGAGAAGCAGGGCUUUCUUCGGUGUAGUGAAGAACUCCCACUCACAGAGAGCUUUCCGGGGAACUCCGGCCUCCUGUCGGCUGCCAAGCAAGCAAGAUAUGACAAAGAAGCUCUGAUCAAGUUUUUCCGCAUGUUGAUCAGGAGAAGAUACUUUUCAAAUGAGCCUCCUGCCCCAAAUCCCUGGUCUCUUACUCCAAGAGAAGAUACCAUCCUUCCUGUAGAGACUCUUGGAGAUAGCACGGAUAGCUUCCAAAGGAAAAGCCUUAGUGGUGAGGGCUUUUUGUACAAUGGAGUGGUCCCACUUCCAGCUCAGAGGAACCUCGCACCGCCACCCACUCUGAAUCCGCAGCAGCCCGUGUUGUCCUUGGAUAACUACAGGUAUCACCGGUUCUCCUCCUCGUCGCUUCCAGACGUGAGCAGCGGUCGAACAAGCCGAGAAGAUAUGAAUGUAUGAUACACGCCAUCAUACCCGCAAAAUGUGGUAAGCAUAUGGUGCCCUGGAAUUGAGUUCCUACCGGCAUCUUGAACUGCCUAGUGCCUUGCUUGCAGCAUUUGAAUGGUGCCAAGGCGAGCUCUUGUUUCGGUUUAAUUGUCCUGUCAUUAUCUGAUCACUAGGUGAUUCCUUCUCUCCUUUUCCUUUUCUUUCCCUCCCAUCUGUAUUCACUUAGAAGAAAUGCAUAACUGUCAUGAGGACAAUGUGCAUAACGGUGCCUAUAUGACUAUAUACUAAAAGCAAUAGAAUAAUUCUUUCUUUUUU
Messenger RNA from Panicum virgatum (switchgrass), 1631 nucleotides. Its product is annotated as small GTPase LIP1-like. Lineage: Eukaryota; Viridiplantae; Streptophyta; Magnoliopsida; Poales; Poaceae. The record is from RefSeq and is a predicted model, not a curated record. Bases 381 to 1328 code for a protein of 315 amino acids. Gene Ontology annotation, cellular component: endomembrane system. The transcript is spliced from 8 exons. Gene Ontology annotation, molecular function: GTPase activity; GTP binding. Gene Ontology annotation, biological process: intracellular protein transport.